This is a messenger RNA of Mucor velutinosus, 1386 nucleotides long. RefSeq lists its product as uncharacterized. NCBI's taxonomy places the organism in Eukaryota, Fungi, Mucoromycota, Mucoromycetes, Mucorales, Mucoraceae. Gene Ontology annotation, cellular component: Set1C/COMPASS complex. The coding region runs from base 1 to 1386 and encodes 461 amino acids. The record is from RefSeq and is a predicted model, not a curated record. The transcript has 3 exons.
AUGUCUGAACAAGUUGAACAUCUUGAACACAAUGGCAGCAACAAUAGCUCGAAUCGUCUGCCUCUACGAAAACGCAUCAGCCCUGUAUUGAAAUGGCAACCUGUAGAAACACCAGAGGAAAUUCAACAAACAUCAUACCCAUCACAAGCACAACUGCAACAACCAUACCCUAUACAAAACUCUUUGGAUCAUCUAGCGUCUGACGGUGCUGGCGAUAUAAUGGAACUUGAUCAAGAAAAACACCAUGAAUUAUCAUCGUCAAUAGCAUCACAAGAGCAGCAUCUUUUCCCUCCAGCACCGCAACCAGCAUCCCCAUCUGUUCCUACGGCAAGCACAUCAACACCAAAAAGAACCAUAGAGAAAGACGAUAGUCGACCUGUAAAGAAAGUCAAGCGAGGAAGACCUCCAUUACAUAAGAACACUAAUAACAACAAUACCACAUCUGAACCUGCAACACCAUCCACACCCACAACACCGCCCAGCCAGCAACAACAGGCACAACAAAGGCCUCCCAAUGACAACAACAAUGAACUCUACUGCAUCUGCAAAAGACCAUAUGACGUGAAAGAAUUCAUGAUUGCGUGUGAUAAAUGUAACGAAUGGUUCCAUGGCGAAUGUAUUGAAAUCAGCGAAAAGCAGAGUGAAUUCAUUGACCUGUAUUACUGUGCUAACUGCGCCAAACUUACAGGCAAGAAAACAUUGUGGAAACCCAACUGUGCUAAUCCAGCUUGUAUAAAACCCGCCAGAAUUGGUACAGUGCAAGGUCAUGAAAGCAAAUACUGUUCAGAUACGUGUGGCCUGCAAGUAGCUCGUGCUCGUAUUGAAUUAGCAGAAUUAAAGAAGAGGAAUGCCACCAUGUCUAUGGAAGACCAACCCUACAACCCACUAUCAAGAGCAAGACUCAGUAGCUUUGCAGACAUGGAUGAUCGAGCAAGACUGAACAGGGUCAAGGAGGAAAAAGUGCAUGCCAAAGCCCUGAUCACUAUGGUUGAACACAAAUCCACGCUGCUGAAAUUAUUAAUACAGCAGCAAUCAGAUGAAGAAGUCUGUGGUUUUGACUCGAGAUUAACAUGGCCAGACACUAUCUGGGAGAAAGUGGAUCAAGUCAAUGAGGAUGAGCAGCAUGUCAUUGCACUGCUGGAUGUCAAUGGUGGUCAUGUCACUUCAAAAGGGUUCACAAAAUGCCCUGCUAGUCGAAAAUGUACAAAGCAUUUCAACUGGCAAAAGACGAAAACUGCUGAACUGGAACAGGAACGAUCAGAACAAUUCAUUAUACUCACUAUGCUUGAACGAGAACGUCAGCAAAUCAAAGCGCGCAUGAAGAAGAGACGUGAAGAAGUAGACCUGGUAGAUUACCUUGAAAAUGGCACUAUUUCUCAUUUCUAA